This is a messenger RNA of Colletotrichum navitas, 1270 nucleotides long. RefSeq names its product PRP38 family protein. The coding region runs from base 381 to 1166 and encodes 261 amino acids. Gene Ontology annotation, cellular component: precatalytic spliceosome. The transcript has a single exon. NCBI's taxonomy places the organism in Eukaryota, Fungi, Ascomycota, Sordariomycetes, Glomerellales, Glomerellaceae. The record is from RefSeq and is a predicted model, not a curated record.
GCCGCAUACGCCAGUUGUAUCGCGGCGCAGGCGUGAACUUGGAAGUGGGCUGUUUACUUGGUUCGCACGGCAACAAUCGAUAAGCGCCGUUGAUUCGCCGCGGACCUCCAGCUUUUCCCCCUGCAUCACACCGAUCAGUAUCGAGCGAGCUACUGUCACGUCACUGCCACCCCACCACCCCGAGCGAGCUGUCAUUCUCCGCAUUGCGAAUCCUCUCGACUAGUGAGUGUCGUCCUUGGCGAACCUUCUCGUAGGCCGAUUCAUCCUGAUCCAUCCUAUAGCGAGCUUUCGGCCGCCCAUCAAACCAACCACCCGAAUCGCCUCCAAACCGAAGAAGAAAAAAUAAGGGGGGAAAAACCACCACACAGACCGUCGCAACGAUGAGCAAACCGGACCUUGUCUACGCCGACGAGCGGCGCUUCCUCGACGAGCGCGGCUCCUCGGCCUCGCUGGCGCCCAACGGCGAGAACCCGGCCACGAUCAUGGAGAAGGCCGUGCGCGAGCGCAUCAUCGACUCGUACUUUUACAAGGAGCAGUGCUUCGCCGUCAAUGAGGCCGACAUUGUCGAUCGCGUCGUCGAGCACGUUUCCUUCAUCGGCGGUACCUACGGGGUCACGCAGAAGCCCACACCCUUCCUGUGCCUGGCCUUCAAGCUGCUGCAGCUCGCGCCCUCGGACGCCGUCCUCGAGACGUACCUCGGCUUCGGUGGGGACAAGUUCAAGUACCUGCGCGCGCUGGCGUGCUUCUACAUCCGCAUGACAAGGAGGCCGAGGGACGUCUACCUCCUGCUGGAGCCCUUCCUGGAGGACCGGAGGAAGCUAAGGCGGAAGGGCCGGCAGGGCACGAGCCUGACGUACAUGGACGACUUCGUUGACGACCUCUUGACCAAGACGAGAGUCUGCGCGACCAGUUUCAGGGAGCUGCCCAAGAGGUCCGACCUCGUGGACCUGGACGAGCUGGAGGAGAGGAUCAGCCCGUUGGGGGAUAUAGACGAGCUGCUAGAGGAGGAGGAGAGGGAGGCCAACGCCGGGGCAAACGGCGCGGACGGGUCGUCGGAGGGGGAGGUUGCGGAGGAUAGAAGCGGCGACGGCGAGCCGAUGGAUGUGGAGAGGCGGUCGAGAUCGCGGUCGAGGUCGAGAUCAAGAAGCAGGCAGAGGUCUCUCUGAACAAGCAAUGUUAGCCGAAUAUGAUACCCAGCUUUCUGCUCCGACGAGGGCAAAAGCAAAGACAAAAUGAGAGACCUGUUUGCGUGCAUGAUGAACAUCGUGGG